AUGGCUGAGAGUGGUGAAAGCGGAGGCCCUGCGGGCUCGCAGGAUGGCGCCGCCGCGGCCGAAGGUGCUGGCGCCGCCGCUGCCGCCGCCGCCGCCGCGGCGGAGCCCAAGAUCAUGAAAGUCACCGUGAAGACCCCGAAGGAGAAGGAAGAGUUCGCCGUGCCCGAGAACAGCUCGGUCCAGCAGUUCAAGGAAGAAAUCUCCAAACGUUUCAAAUCACAUACUGACCAACUUGUAUUAAUAUUUGCUGGAAAAAUUUUAAAAGAUCAAGAUACUUUGAGUCAACAUGGAAUUCAUGAUGGAUUUACUGUUCACCUUGUCAUCCAGACGCGAAACAGGCCUCAAGAUCAUUCAGCUCAGCAAACAAACACCACUGGAAGCAAUGUUACUACAUCAUCAGCUCCUAAUACUAACUCCACCUCUGGUUCUGCUACUAGCAACCCUUUUGGUUUAGGUGGCCUCGGAGGACUUGCAGGUCUGAGUAGCUUAGGUUUGAAUACUACCAACUUCUCUGAACUGCAGAGUCAGAUGCAGCGCCAACUUCUGUCCAACCCAGAGAUGAUGGUCCAGAUCAUGGAGAAUCCCUUCGUCCAGAGCAUGCUUUCAAACCCUGAUCUGAUGAGGCAGUUAAUCAUAGCCAACCCACAGAUGCAGCAGUUGAUACAGAGAAACCCGGAGAUUAGCCAUAAACUGAAUAAUCCAGACAUAAUGAGACAAACACUGGAACUUGCCAGGAAUCCAGCAAUGAUGCAGGAGAUGAUGAGAAACCAGGAUCGAGCCUUGAGCAACUUAGAAAGUAUUCCAGGGGGUUACAAUGCUCUACGUCGCAUGUACACGGAUAUUCAGGAGCCGAUGCUGAGUGCUGCACAAGAGCAGUUUGGUGGUAAUCCAUUUGCUUCCUUGGUAAGCAAUACAUCCUCAGGUGAAGGUAGUCAGCCUUCUCGGACAGAAAAUAGAGAUCCAUUACCCAAUCCUUGGGCUCCGCAGGCUUCCCAGAAUUCAUCAGCUUCAAGCGGCACCACCAGUGCUGUGGGUGGCACUGCUAGUAAUGCUGCCAGUGGCACUGCUGGGCAGAGUACUGCUGUGCCAAAUUUGGUACCAGGAGUAGGAGCUAGUAUGUUCAACACACCAGGAAUGCAGAGCUUAUUGCAACAAAUAACUGAAAACCCACAACUUAUGCAAACUAUGUUGUCUGCCCCCUACAUGAGAAGCAUGAUGCAGUCACUAAGCCAGAACCCGGACCUUGCUGCACAGAUGAUGCUGAAUAAUCCCCUAUUUGCUGGAAAUCCUCAGCUUCAAGAACAAAUGAGACAACAGCUCCCAACUUUCCUUCAACAAAUGCAGAAUCCUGAUACACUGUCAGCAAUGUCAAACCCUAGAGCAAUGCAGGCCUUGUUACAAAUUCAGCAGGGUUUACAAACAUUAGCAACAGAAGCCCCUGGCCUCAUUCCAAGGUUUACUCCUGGCCUGGGGGCCUUGGGAAACACUGGAGGCUCUUCAGGAACCAAUGGAUCUAACACUACAGCCAGUGAGAACACAAGCCCCACAACAGGGACCACCGAACCUGGCCACCAACAGUUUAUUCAGCAGAUGCUGCAGGCUCUUGCUGGAGUAAAUCUUCAGCUGCAGAAUCCAGAAGUCAGAUUUCAGCAACAACUGGAACAAUUCAGUGCAAUGGGGUUUUUGAACCAUGAAGCAAACUUGCACGCGCUAAUAGCAACAGGAGGUGACAUCAACACAGCUAUUAAAAGGUUACUGGGCUCCCAGCCAUCAUAG
This is a messenger RNA of Lepus europaeus (European hare), 1776 nucleotides long. RefSeq names its product ubiquilin-1-like. Gene Ontology annotation, molecular function: polyubiquitin modification-dependent protein binding. Gene Ontology annotation, cellular component: autophagosome; cytosol. The coding region runs from base 1 to 1776 and encodes 591 amino acids. The transcript has a single exon. The record is from RefSeq and is a predicted model, not a curated record. Gene Ontology annotation, biological process: regulation of macroautophagy; autophagosome assembly. NCBI's taxonomy places the organism in Eukaryota, Metazoa, Chordata, Mammalia, Lagomorpha, Leporidae.